UGGUGACGGUGACGGUGGCGGUUGUUGGUGGCAGUUAGGUGUGCAGUUUCCGUCGUCAGGGAAGCGGUCGGCGGCAGCGGCGGAGGGAAAGAUUUAUUCUUCGUUUACCUGGGAAGCCCAGAGCAAGAGUUGUGCUUGUUACCUCUUUCAGCGUUUGUGAGAAAACUGGGAAGAUGGUGAAUGUUCUGAAAGGUGUGCUGGUUGAAUGCGACCCAGCAAUGAAGCAGUUUCUGCUCUACUUGGAUGAGUCAAAUGCAUUGGGAAAGAAGUUCAUCAUACAGGACCUGGAUGAAACUCACGUCUUUGUAUUAGCUGAGUUGGUUAACUUCCUCCAGGAGAGAGUGGGCGAGUUAAUGGACCAGAACUCUUUUCCUAUUACUCAGAAGUAGAAAGUCUAGAGAAAUGAGAUAACUGCAAGUUUUGGAAUAAUGAAUUUCAAUAGCUUGGAUUGUUGCUGUUUUAAUAAAUGCACUGUGGUUACUAAGUUCCACAUGGGAGUGGGUACUCUAGAAAGUGGAUCAUUUUCAUAGACACACUCUUGAAUUGUAUUUAUAAGUUUGAAAAAAUUGUGGUAUCUUUAUUAAAAUCCUUAAAAUGAUACA
Molecule: messenger RNA, 602 nt
Organism: Melopsittacus undulatus (budgerigar)
Lineage: Eukaryota; Metazoa; Chordata; Aves; Psittaciformes; Psittaculidae
Gene: GTF2H5
Product: general transcription factor IIH subunit 5
Exons: 3
Coding region: 174-389 (71 amino acids)
Biological process (GO): transcription by RNA polymerase II; nucleotide-excision repair, preincision complex assembly; nucleotide-excision repair
Cellular component (GO): transcription factor TFIIH holo complex; transcription factor TFIIH core complex
Source: RefSeq, a predicted model, not a curated record